Messenger RNA from Aspergillus chevalieri, 894 nucleotides. Its product is annotated as putative AT DNA binding protein. The record is from RefSeq and is a predicted model, not a curated record. Bases 1 to 894 code for a protein of 297 amino acids. NCBI's taxonomy places the organism in Eukaryota, Fungi, Ascomycota, Eurotiomycetes, Eurotiales, Aspergillaceae. The transcript has a single exon.
AUGCCUCCAGGGAGGUCACUCAAUUCAUGCCAGCUGGCAUUCGGUCACAUGUGCCAGCAGCAUGUCCAGCAGCCUGUUCUGCCGCCCUCAGCUAUGAUACCUGCUACUUCACAACCUCAGCCACCGCACCCUGAAUUAACAGCACCAGCAGUCGUGCGGAAACGGCUAUGUCCCGGAAUGGAACGGCCAAUUGCACCACGCCCCUCUACUGUGCCAUAUGACCAAGGAAGCAGCGCUUCAAUUACGUCUCCAGACGUGAACGAGCCUCCAAAGAAACGAGGACGUCCAACCAAAGCAGAAGCAGAAAGAAAGAGAACGGAAGAGGAACGGAAAAGGGCAGCCGCAGAAGCCAGAGGGGAGAGGUAUCCGCUGCCCAAGCGAAGAGGCUCGGGGAAGUCUAAAGCUUCAACUUCAACAGUCCCCAACAGUCCGGCCGGAUCGCUCGGGACUAUUGGAACCUCCUUCUCUCCGCGUACAAAUGCCCGGGGUCUCGAGGAGUCCAAACCUGAACCUCAAGUCCACCAAGGGCCUUCCGCUGGACAACCGUCGGACCGGCCCACCGGCUUCAGAAGAAACGAACAAAGACCAAGGGCUAUGAGCGAUCAGAUACUGAAACCAGUUAGCAGCGCUACCAGCAGGGAGCUUCCGCGACCGUUGGAAGCAAGGCAGACUCUCCCAUCGCCCCAAGAAUUACAGUUAGGACAUCCGGAACCAAUACAACGGUUUAAUCCUGGCCAUCCACCCCUUGAACAUUUCAAUCCUGACCGGAUCCCGCGAGUAUUCGAUGCACCUCGACCUAUGCUGGCAGAUUCUGCCAGCAAUAGGAGACCGGAGUAUCGUAUCAUAGCGCCAACACCGACCUUGGAUCCAGCAACUGAGAAAGCAUCUCGAUGA